GUUGGAAUUAUCAACACAUGUUGUCCCAUUCUAUUGGGUACAGGAGGAUCAUGGUAUUUUUAUUCCUCGUCUGUGGAUUCACCAUUAUCAAGUGGUACUUCAAGUGCGAGUAAAUUUAUCAUAUCAGACCACAAACAACCUUGGAAGUUAUGAACACCCUAGCAGACCAAUCUAUCUCUACCACACCUUUCCUAUUUUAAAAAGUUCUGGUAACAUCCUCAAAACACAAAGAUCUGCAAGUUUUGAUACCAACACAAGCAAUAUUGCAACUCAAUCAUAACUUCCCGACCAAGAUUGUAUCUUGGAAGCUCUUGAUCAACUCUGCGAAACAUUCCGCACAAUGGGCCAACCAUUACCAAAAAUAAGAUUUUGGGACAUUCUCAUGGAAACCCCAUGGACGAGCAUACCUUUCCGCCCCCGAUGUCAGAUAGUCCACGUAAUCGCCAGAUUUGGGGUCUACAGCCCCGCAGCUUAUAUACCAUGGGCUAUAGCGGUCGCGGUUUCACUUCCAAUUUUCGCAUGUAUCACAGGGAUUCUUUUAGUCAUAGAUGGCGUUGCUGUUGCUGUGGAAUUCAUCUAUACCACACUCAAGCGUCGGACUACCAGAACGCGGCGUGGAAUUUUGGACGACGGCGGUGAUUUGGUUUCAGAUCAACUUCCUACAAUCAACAAUCACUUUUCUGAUUCUACUCCGAAGAUCUCCUCAAGGCUCUCUUCGGCAUUCAUUCCGGAUGUCGAUCACACUUUCAUCAAUGGCUCUGUUCUUGCUGAAAAAAAGCUCUCACUUUGCAAAAUUCCUUCGACAAGUCUUACCUGCAUUUAUGAGAAUCUCAACCUGGCAUUGCCUCAACCAUGCGCUCAAGUUGGAGGUCGGAUCAGAAAAAGCGAAUCCCAGUUUACUUUCGACCCACCUCCACCAUACCUUUAGACUACAGGAUCGAUGUUAUUCGACGAUGGCGAUUGCCAUGUGAAUAUCCUAAACUAUAUUUCAAGAGAAUUCGAAAAUAGAUGGGUUGAUAUAUGGUGUGUUUGGAUGUAAGGUUUUACUUACGUUGCGUUGACGUUCAUUGGAUGGGAAGGAAGAAGAGGAGAGAAAAGAUUUUUGCAGAGAAGGAAUCAAGAGCCCAUAAGCUUUAAUUGUAAGGCAUCAUGGCUUUUACUAAGAUCC
Sclerotinia trifoliorum is the source of this 1168-nucleotide messenger RNA. Lineage: Eukaryota; Fungi; Ascomycota; Leotiomycetes; Helotiales; Sclerotiniaceae. The record is from the annotation of a GenBank genome assembly.